This is a messenger RNA of Ilex paraguariensis (yerba mate), 351 nucleotides long. The record is from the annotation of a GenBank genome assembly. Lineage: Eukaryota; Viridiplantae; Streptophyta; Magnoliopsida; Aquifoliales; Aquifoliaceae.
AUGGCUUUCAUGGCGGUGUUGGAAUCAGAUCUACGCGCUCUCUCCACCGAAGCUCGACGGAGAUACCCUGCUGUCAAAGACGGAGCGGAACACGCAAUAUUGAAGCUUCGUUCGUUGUCAAGUCCUAGUGAAAUUGCACAUCAUGAGGAUAUAGUACGGAUCUUUCUGAUGGCUUGUGAGGUUAAGACUGUGAAAUUGAGUGUAAUUGGAUUAUCGUGUUUGCAAAAGCUCAUUUCUCAUGAUGCCGUUGCUCCGUCAGCUUUAAAGGAGAUACUUGCUACGCUGAAAGAUGUAAGUUCAACAAAAUUUGUUUUGUACAAUAUGACGAUUGCUAGAUCAAAAAGGAUAUAA